AUAUGUCAGCUUUCCACCAUUAAAGCAUAGUUUGGUGGCCUUGCAACAACAGGAGAUAGAUUGUAGCUGUAAAAAGCAAAGAGAAAGAGAAGAUGGAGUUUGUGGUGGGCGCUUCCGAGGCCACCAUGAAAUCUCUUCUGGGCAAGCUGGGCGGCCUCCUUGCCCAGGAGUACACUCUGAUCCGUGGCGUCCGCAGCGAUGUCCAGUAUAUCAAUGAUGAGCUCACGACGGUGCAGGCCUUCCUUGGUGACAUCGGCUCAGCCCCAGAAGGCCACGACCGGCGGCUCAAGGACUGGAUGAAGCAGAUACGUGACAUGGGAUACGAUAUGGAAGACUGUAUCGACAACUUUGCCCACCGCCUCCCAAGUGACUCACUCAGCGAUGACACAUGCUCGUUCGUAGUGAUGAGGUUCUAUGAGCUGCGGACGUUCUGGCCUCGACAUCAGAUUGCUUCCAAGAUCUCCGACCUCAAGGUCCGGGCGCAACAGAUUGCUGAUAGACGCGUCAGAUAUGGACUGGACAACCCAGCCCCAACCAAAGGCAACAGCACCAGCUCUGGCACUGGCAACAUUUGCGAGCACCUGAUGGCUAGCCGCCAGCUCAUCCACACAAAAGAGCCUGUGGGAGCAGUAGAGGACAUGAAGAAGCUCAGGGAGUGGCUAACGAAACACAAUGGCCCGGAAAGGCAACGAUCUGUUCUGUCCUUAGUCGGAUUUGGUGGUGUUGGAAAGACCACCAUUGCCACAUCAUUGUACCGGGAAUUCAGGAACGAAUUCGACUGCUGGGCAUCAGUCACUGUCUCUCAGAACUAUGAUGAAGAUGAUGUCCUCAGGAAUAUUCUGCAUCAAAUCAAGACACCAGAUAUUCUGGGCCAAAGCAAGCUGCGAGACAUGGAACAGGAGCAGCAAGGCCGAAAAAGCUCAUUGAAGCGAUUUGUGACACUGAUAUGCUGCCACAUGAGCAAGAAAGUUGCUGUUGACGAGCAGAAAAGACCCGUGGAUGAAAAGAGGGAUAUUCAUGGUGAAAUCGAGCAACAGGACCGCACGAAGCAAGGCGGCAGCGGAGGAGGUUUGCCAGAAAGGAAGAAAAACAUAGCGGCAGAUAUUGGAAGUGCAAUAAGUCAAUAUGUGCCACUGAUCUGCGGUCUCAGCAAGCAAGUCACUGACAACAGCUCUGAUUUCACCAAUAAGAAGAUAGAAACACUGGACCACGACCAACUUAUCAGAGUACUGCAAACACGCCUGACUGGAAAGAGGUAUCUCCUUCUCAUUGAUGACGUAUGGUCCGCAGAAACAUGGGACAAAAUUAGAAUUUGGUUGCCAUAUGACAAUACAAAAGAUAGCCGAGUAAUAGUGACUACAAGAUUUCAAGCUGUUGGUACAGCUUGCUCUGACAGAGAAGGAACUGAUCUUUUGCAUACAGUUAAUGUUCUUAGUCCUGCCGACUCCAGAAGUCUAUUUGAUCAAAGUGUUUCUAAAGCACAAAGUAGUGAUGCAAGGGACACAGUGGUUGGCUUGGCCUGCUCCAAUGAAAUGAGCACUGAUACUCACAAUACAGUUGAUGAACAUACCAAUGACUCAAUAAAUCCACUUGAUCAUAGUGUUUUUGAAUUCAAAAACAACAAUGGCAGAGAGAACAAAGAGGUCGCGGGGAAGAUUUGGGAAUAUUGUGGGGGUCUGCCUUUGGCCAUAGUCACCAUGGCUGGUCUUGUUUCUUGCAACCCAGAACAAACUGAUGUGUAUUGGAGUAAAAUUUUCCAGGAAUUUUUUCCAGAGAAGGUGGCUCCUCUUACUUUGGAUGGAGUCACAAGGAUACUGGAUUAUUGCUAUAAUAAUCUGCCUCCAGAACUCAGGACCUGCUCGUUGUACUUGAGUAUAUUUCCAAAGGGUAUGACAAUUAGUAGGAAGCGCCUCACCCGGCGGUGGAUAUCCGAAUGCUUUGUGACCGAGAAGCAAGGGCUAACUGCAGAGGAAGUGGCAGAAACAUAUUUUAAUCAGCUAAUUAGCAGGAAGAUAAUACGUCCUGUUGAUCACAGCAGCAAUGGAAAGGUCAAAUCCUUCAAAGUUCAUGACAUGAUUCUUGAAUAUAUCGUGUCUAAGUCAAGUGAAGAGAACUUCAUCACUGUUGUUGGUGGCCAUUGGCUGCUGCCAGCUCCUAGUUACAAAGUCCGUCGACUCUCCAUGCAAAGCAGUGUUUCCAAGCAUGGGAGUUCAACAAAAGGUAUGAAUCUGUCUCAAGUGCGGUCACUGACUGCCUUUGGAAGCAAGAACCAACGAUUGCCUUUCCAUUCAUUCAACAAUGGAAUAAUACAAGUGCUGGAUCUUGAGGGUUGGAAAGGUUUGGAACAGAAGCAUCUGAGUGACAUUUGCAGAAUGGUUGUGCUCAAGUAUUUGAGCCUCCGGCGAACAGAGGUGAGAGAGAUUCCAUCACAGAUCGAAAAGCUAGAGUACCUUGAAACUCUUGACAUAAGGGAGACCAAUGUUGCAGCACUGCCUAAAAGCUUUGGGCGGCUCAAACUGCUCCGUAGCAUGCUUGGGGGGAGUAAAUAUCCACGGAAGACACUCAAGUUGCCUCAAGGGAUAAAUAACGAGCCGAUGAAAGGACUCCGUAUACUGUCAGGGAUUGAGAUCACUGAGGAGUCAGUAGCAGCUGUAGCAAGCCUUCACCAGUUGACAGGGCUAAGAAAGCUUGGCAUUUACAAGCUCAAUAUAGAGGAGGGUAGUAAGACCUUCAAGCAAUUGGUCUCCUCCAUUGAGUACCUCUGCAGUUGCGGUCUGCAGACUCUAGUAAUAAAUGAUGAGCGCUCUGAGUUUAUCAACUCAUUAGACUCCAUGUCCGCUCCUCCAAGGUACCUCAUUGCCUUGGAGCUGUCUGGCAAAAUGGAAAAGCCCCCAAAGUGGAUCGAAAAUCUCAGUAAUCUAUACAAGCUGACACUUUCUGUGACAGUUCUUAGGACUGAUACUUUCCAGCUCAUCCAGAAACUGCCCAAAUUGUUUUGUCUCACCUUUACACUCAGUGCAGCCAGGGAAGAUCAGGACAUAGUGGACAUCCUUGAGGAAAAUAAACAGCUGACAGAUAGGGAGAUCAUUGUUCCACCUGGUGGAUUUGAGAAUCUAAAGCUGCUCCGCUUCUUUGCAACACUGGUACCAAGGAUAAGCUUUGCAGUUAAAAAAAAUGAAAAGGUAAUGCCAGCACUCGAGAGGAUCGAUAUGCGGUUUCUAGCCUUUGAAGGGAUUUACGGCAUCGAGACUCUUGAAAUGCUCCAAGAGGUUCAUCUCAGCGUCGAUAGUCAAGCAGAUGAUAUAACCAAGUUGCUGGUAGAUGAUCUGAAGGAUGCCCACAAGCACAUUGACAAAGAGAGCACUUAUAAGUGCCCAAAAAUUAUCACUGGUUGAUGAGACUGGAAGCACCUACAGAACAUCUGGUACUGUAUUAUUCAGUGGAGAUUUUUUUUUUCUUUUACCGAAAUUUGCAUCGCCUUGUUUGUGGGCAAAAUAAAACAGACUAAUGCAUCCUGUGGUUGUGUUCCAUCCAUUGCUGAAUUCUUGUAAUUUGUACUCCUGUGGUAUUGCUACAUCCAUUAUUCAUUAUUGCAGUUUGUACUUGUAUGGUACUGACAU
Molecule: messenger RNA, 3620 nt
Organism: Lolium perenne
Lineage: Eukaryota; Viridiplantae; Streptophyta; Magnoliopsida; Poales; Poaceae
Source: RefSeq, a predicted model, not a curated record